AACUAUUUUUCUGCAUAUUUCGGUCACCUCAUUAGUUUUUCAACAGUUACCUAUUACAUUAUUUUAACACGUUAUUAAGACUUUUGGAUGCUUUUUCAUUCAAUUUAUCUAUCUGGAAUUUCAUCACUUUGUACUGAUUUUCAAAUUAACCUCACCAGAUCUAAUCAGAUAUGGGUCAGAUCAAAUUUGUGAUCGGAUUAGAUCUAUUUAGACCUAUUCAGAUCCACCGGAGAAAUCCUGAUCGGAUCUAACUAGCUGAAUACUUAGAUUUAACCUGAUGUUGCUACAAAGGGAUAAAAAAAAAUGGCGAAAUUGUUAAAGUCUUUGAAAACGCUUAUCAAAAUAUAUCCCUCCAGGUGGAAGAAAUCUUUAGCACUUGGGCCUAUAAAAAUGUUUAUCAUUCGAGUUUGAAAUCUCGCUCUAAAAAACUACAUAUCCGGUUAGACCUAUUAGACGAAAAAACUAGACGCAAAAACACACACAGUUAGAUGAAAAUCUCGUCGGAAAAAAUUUCAACAGCGUAUAAAUCGUUUAUUAUCAAAUUUACCAAAGAAAGAAAGAAAGAAAAAAAUAAAGAGAAAAAGAAAGUAAGAAAAAGCAGCAACCUUUUUGUCGACGCGUUAUCGCUUUUGUAAAAAGUAAAGUAAAAAAAAAAAUCCAUAAAAUAAAAAACGUGCAAAACGCGAAUAGAAGAGCAGAGCAGAAGAAGCAUAAGCACAGAAAAGACGCAGAGAGGGUUGAUUGCGCGUAACGAAAUGUGAGGAAAAAAUCAAAACAAAUGGAGGAUAAGUUUAUAAUAGUCUCGUUUAAAAGGAGAAUUAGUUAAUAUAUACGGCAAACAAUCCGCAGAUGAGUUACUACGAUAAAAAUAACAACAACGUUUUCGUCGCGUCUUUGGCUCACACACCCCAAAAAUUAACGUCCAAUCAACAACGUCGUAGGCUUUAGGGAUGGCCAAUGGGAGGCGUCUUUUCGUCCCUUCAGACCGAUAAAGAAUUUUCCAUAGUGUAAGAUUCAGUUGGUGCAAAGUGACGAAAUACUAUCGAAUGCUCGAUGCUCGUGCUUAGAAACUGAUGUGUCAGAUUUUUGCGAAAAAUUUCGCAUUAUCGAAUUUUUCGAAACCGAUUUUUACGCUGCUGUUUAACGUAAAGUUAUUACUUUUUUUUCGGCAGAUUUUAUUCUUGGAACGGGUUUUGAAUUUUACCUGUUAUUUUUUUAAAAAGAACUGUGUAGUUUUGAUUUUGAUUUGUUCGAGUACUUAUCUAUUUUUUUCUUUUAAAGUUCACGUGUUAGAUUGUUUUAUUUAAUCCUUAACUUUGCAAAGAAAUUGUGGAAACUUUCUCUGCGGAGGAAACUCGACAAUGUGAUGGAUGUACCACCUAAAAGUAUUCCAAAUACUCCAGCCUGGUUCGAGAUAUACCCUUAUGAUUCGUAAUCAUUGGAAAAUUUUCACUCUAAAGAAUCGUUAAUCCUGCAAUGAUGACUAUGAUGAUGAUGCAAAGACUUCUGCAAAGCGAAGACCGUCCAAAUUCUUCCAGCACCGAAUCCGAAUCGCAUUCUGAACGACGAGCAUCAUUCGACUCUGUCACGUAUCAAUACGCAGCACCUCAUCGUGAUAAAGACCUAAACGAAAUCGGAGACCAAAAUCAAUUAUUUUUGAAAACCUUCUCGCCUAAUAACAUCAAUCAACACAUAAUAAAUAAUAACUUUAAAGAUAAUUUUUUAAAAUUCGAACGAACCGAAGUUCGUAAACCAGCGUUUUUCGAAUGUGACAAUCAAAAGCUAACAGCUGCAGUACGUACCUUCCCAGCUACCGAAUUUAAAUCCACCAAAUUGCAGCACACCAAGUCGGAUUCCGACGAAUCCAACAAUACGGAUAAAUUUGAUAAGUCUUACGAAGAAAACAGACGACUGUCGUGCGAAUCGGAAGAUUCGAUCGAUGUGAGUAAUCACGUCAUUGUGACCGAUGACAGAGACAGAAUUAGCUCGGAAGAAGAAUUCAAUAGUAGUACCAGGGAGGAAGAUGUUAGAUCUCCGGUCGAUCUCACUAGAAGAAGAUUACUGGCUGCGAAAUCGUCUUCGGAUAGGCAAUCAACCGGAUCAGUUACUGAAGAUUCGGUCAUGAUGGAAGAAUCUUGUAAAACCAAUCGCCAGCCUGAGAUAUCUAGAAAUUUAGCGUUUUCCGUCGAAAAUAUCCUAGAUCCUAAUAAAUUUACCGGUAAACAGUUCGAAGAUAGUAUAAAAGAUACUCUAGUCCAGUCUUACAGUUGGAAACCGCAUCUUGAUUUUAUGGAUACGUCUCCUGUUCAUGCUAGUCGACCUGGUUCAGAAAACAUCCAACAAUACAGCGAAGACGAAGACGACGACGUCAGCAUCGGCGGCGAAGGCGACAAGAGCGACCUAGACGAAGACAGCGACAUCGCAGGCUCCAAACGCAUCUCCGGCAGUAAGAAAUCCAACGGCAAAUCCGAAUCGAGCAGUAAAAACAGCGGUAAACCCAGAAGAGCGAGAACUGCAUUCACCUACGAGCAAUUGGUAGCAUUAGAGAAUAAAUUCAAAACCACACGUUACCUAUCGGUUUGCGAAAGAUUGAACUUAGCCCUUUCGCUUUCGUUGACCGAAACCCAAGUGAAAAUUUGGUUCCAAAAUAGGCGAACUAAAUGGAAAAAACAAAAUCCUGGCAUGGAUGUAAAUAGCCCCACAGUCCCUCCACCUCCUCCUACCAGCGGUCCACCAUUUUUCCAUCCUUUAGCUUAUACUACUCAUCAUUAUCCGCAAACUAGUCCGUUUUCUACUAACCAAAGUUACGGCGCUGCUGCCGCAGCCGCCGCGUAUUUUCAUCAUUUAGGGACUCAUCAUUCCUCGUUAGGGCAUGCUCCAUAAUUUUUAGUUAGUCUCUCAUCGUCGUCGUAGAUUAUGGAGCAGCGGCAAGAGGAAGAGAAGUAUCUUCUUUUUUAUACCAAAGUAAUCUAUUCGUAAUAUUGUAAUAUGUUCGUAUGUAUGGUGGCGUCUUAACCACUACAUAACUAUUUUCACGGUGGAUAUUUUUUUCUAGCAAUAUUGGUCAAAUUUUAUUCUCUUAUCGAUUGAGAAAAUAAUUUGCAAAUCUUCUCUGCUGUCUUUUAAGUGAUAUGAUCCUUUUUUUUUUCAUCCUCCCGAUGUUACAAUAUUUUAAAUUAGGUAAUUCAAUAUGAAUUUUUUUACGAAAGAAAAUUGUGUUUACGUUUUUUUUGUGUUUUAUGUAACCCUUGUUCGUAUAUUUAUGUUAAUUAUUUUUUUUCAUGUAUUUUUAUUUAUAAGUUUCUUAGUCUUUGUGAAAAAAAAUGAAUUUUUUAUACCUUCCAUCUUUGUUAAACCCUACUUAAUUUACCUUGCUAUGUAUUGUUUCCAUUUAUUCUUCGUAAUUUCUUCAGCUAUUUUCAUUUU
Messenger RNA from Planococcus citri (citrus mealybug), 3426 nucleotides. Its product is annotated as homeobox protein slou-like. Gene Ontology annotation, biological process: cell differentiation; regulation of transcription by RNA polymerase II. Bases 1477 to 2883 code for a protein of 468 amino acids. The transcript is spliced from 2 exons. Gene Ontology annotation, cellular component: nucleus. The record is from RefSeq and is a predicted model, not a curated record. Gene Ontology annotation, molecular function: DNA-binding transcription factor activity, RNA polymerase II-specific; RNA polymerase II cis-regulatory region sequence-specific DNA binding. Lineage: Eukaryota; Metazoa; Arthropoda; Insecta; Hemiptera; Pseudococcidae.